Pyrus x bretschneideri (Chinese white pear) is the source of this 1170-nucleotide messenger RNA. RefSeq lists its product as uncharacterized. The transcript has 3 exons. The record is from RefSeq and is a predicted model, not a curated record. NCBI's taxonomy places the organism in Eukaryota, Viridiplantae, Streptophyta, Magnoliopsida, Rosales, Rosaceae. Bases 1 to 1170 code for a protein of 389 amino acids.
AUGUGUACUCGAAGGUCCAAGAGCAUUGAUCUAGCUUUCUACGAUCCUGAGGUUGAACAAACAUUUCGAAAGCUUCAAGGAACAAUCAAGCAGAAGCGUGCAUCGGUGUCUUUACCACCAUCUUCUCCACCACAUUUGAGUUCGGAAGAGGAGGAAGAACCACAAGAAGGCAUGGCUGAUAACCGGACUUUGAGGGAGUUGGCAACGCCUAAUACGGAUCAACAACCAUUGUGCAUCACAUAUCCAAAUGCAGAAGGAGGAUUUGAGCUUAAGUCCGGCAUGAUUCACUAUUUGCCUAAGUUCCAUGGCUUCUCAACAGAGGAUGCCAACAAGCAUCUCAUGGAGUUUCAUGUGGUAUGCUCGGGAAUGAGACCAGCCAAUGUGGAUGAGGAGCAAGUCAAGUUGAGGGCAUUCCCAUUUACAUUAGAAGCUAAGGCAAAGGAGUGGCUUUACAAUUUACCUCCGGGAUCAAUGAACACAUGGAACCAGGUGAAGCAAGCAUUCUUGGAGCAAUAUUUUCCGGCCACAAAAGCUGCAAGCAUAAGGAAAGACAUAUGUGCAAUCCGACAACAACAUGGAGAGCCCUUUGGAGAUUACUAUGAGCGAUUCACACAUUUGGUUGCAUCUUGUCCUAAUCAUCAAAUUUCAGAGCAUCUUUUAAUACAAUAUUUUUAUGAAGGAUUGUGUGGUACUGAUCGUGUAAUGCUUGAUGCAGCAAGUGGAGGAGCAUUCAUGGACAAGACACCAACAAAUGCUAAGGCAUUAUUAAAGAACAUUGCUGGCAACACACGACAAUUUGGAGGGAGAGAUGAGCUACCUCUUAAGAAAGUUAACGAGGUUAUGGUGGCUCCAAAACAGGUGUGCGGUGUUUGUUCAAUGAUGGGACAUGCCACGGAUAUGUGCCCUUCGUUAUUGGAUCAAGGUGGUCUUGAGCAAGCUAAUGCGUUAGGAGGGUUUCAGGGGCAACAAAGACAAAAGUAUGAUCCAUACUCCAACAACUAUAACGCAGGGUGGCGCGAUCAUCCACACUUAAAGUGGAACAAUCAAGACAACAGACAACAAUCUGUUCCCAACAACUACAACCGUCCACCUGGCUUCUUUCAAGCAAGACCACAGGCACCAUUUCAGCCUCAACAACAACAAGCUCCAAAAAACAGACAAAGCAAUUGA